Molecule: messenger RNA, 556 nt
Organism: Drosophila guanche
Lineage: Eukaryota; Metazoa; Arthropoda; Insecta; Diptera; Drosophilidae
Product: cystatin-like protein
Exons: 3
Coding region: 99-467 (122 amino acids)
Molecular function (GO): cysteine-type endopeptidase inhibitor activity
Source: RefSeq, a predicted model, not a curated record
UCUCUGACGGCUUCAGGUGUCGGCUCUCUGUCUCUAUAAAAGCAACCUCUCGUCACUCGGCGAAUUCAUUGUGGAGCUACUGUCCGAGACAUACGAAUAUGCAAGCCAUGAAUGUGAUCUUUGUGCUGGGCCUUGGCCUGGCUGUUGUCUCCGCCGGCCUUGUCGGUGCACCGAGGCCCCUCGACGGCGAUGAUCUCAAGGAGGCCGAGCAGCAAUUGAGCACUGCGCUGUCCAAGCUGGCCACCGGCGAUGGACCCAGCUACGAACUGGUUAAUCUGAUAUCGGUGACCUCUCAAGUGGUUGCUGGCACUCUGCGCACCUUUAAGGUGGAACUCUCCGAUGGAGCGGACAAGAAGCAGUGCACCGUCAAGAUCUGGUCACAGCCAUGGCUCGAGGAGAAGGGCACCGGCACCAACAUCAAGGUUCAGUGUGAGGGCGACGAAGCCGAGCUGGAUCGCACCUGGUAGACAGACCUAUUGAUCAUCCCAUAGAUAUCUGGUUUUAUGAGUGUUUUAUAUUGGAAACUUGUUCUUCCAAUAAAUUAAUGUUCAUAGUA